Messenger RNA from Gavia stellata (red-throated loon), 1399 nucleotides. Its product is annotated as myosin regulatory light chain 2, smooth muscle minor isoform. Gene Ontology annotation, molecular function: calcium ion binding. NCBI's taxonomy places the organism in Eukaryota, Metazoa, Chordata, Aves, Gaviiformes, Gaviidae. Bases 64 to 582 code for a protein of 172 amino acids. The transcript has 4 exons. The record is from RefSeq and is a predicted model, not a curated record. Gene Ontology annotation, cellular component: cytoplasm.
CUCCUUUCUGCCUCUGUGUCGUACCGGGUCCCCGCAGCGACCGUUGGGCCUCCAAAAAGCAACAUGUCUAGCAAAAAGGCAAAGACGAAGACCGCCAAGAAGCGCCCUCAACGUGCCACUUCCAAUGUAUUUGCAAUGUUCGAUCAGUCACAGAUUCAGGAAUUCAAGGAGGCCUUCAACAUGAUCGACCAGAACAGGGAUGGCUUCAUUGACAAAGAGGACUUGCACGAUAUGCUCGCCUCCCUUGGAAAGAAUCCAACGGAUGAAUACCUAGAUGCCAUGAUGAAUGAGGCUCCAGGCCCCAUAAACUUCACUAUGUUCCUCACAAUGUUUGGUGAGAAGUUAAAUGGCACAGACCCAGAAGACGUGAUCAGGAAUGCUUUUGCUUGCUUUGAUGAAGAAGCAACAGGGUACAUUCAGGAGGACUACCUGCGAGAGCUGCUGACAACAAUGGGAGACAGGUUCACAGAUGAAGAGGUAGAUGAGCUGUACAGAGAGGCACCCAUCGACAAAAAGGGGAAUUUCAACUACAUUGAAUUCACGCGCAUCCUGAAACAUGGAGCAAAAGACAAGGAUGACUGAGCAAAGCUCCUGAUACCUGCAGAUAGCUUCCCCCACCCCACCCCACUCCAGUAAUUUUAUUUCUCAGGAUCUGUUUUUUCUUUUUUUCUUGUUGGGGGCUUUUGCAUACAUUUUUAGCAUUCCAGCUUUUUGCUCUGUGGACUUUGGGGCUGCUCAGGCACACCUGCACCUGUGUAGUAAGACUGGAAGUGGGCAGGGGGAGAGGACAGCUUACAGUGAUAGAGGUUUAGGGACAACGCUCUGUGAGUGUGGAGGCCCAGGUAAAAAUGUCAGUGCUACUCAUCCUAGCGAGAUUAAUUUUACAUUUUUAAUGGUAACUUUUCAAAUAGAACACUGCUAUAUUAAGUACGUCAUUAAAAUUUUCAUGCUAGAAGUGGACUGUUUAUCUAAUCAUAUCUGUAAAUAUUUUUGCAACUGUAUGCAGUCGUGUUGUUACCUGUUUUUGCCUUAAAAAUGAAGCAUAAGUCACUUAAGCAUAUGAUGUUUGUACUUCGGUGACUGAGUACUUCACUUACUACUGUGAGCACAUACAAUGAAGAAAUUCCCAUCCUUCAAAUUUUAGUACAUUGUAAAUUAAUGAUUUCUGUCCAAGACUUGCACAUUAAACAUUUUAAAUCUUAUGGAUGUAAUUGAGGGGGUAUUUUACCACCUUAGCACCUCCAUUUCUUGACACUGAGUACGGUAUUAAUACUGCUUUUUAAAAACUUCUAUGGUAAAUCCUAGUGUUUUCUUAAAGAUACCGUGUGUGAGCAGAAUAUUUGAGUGAUGCCUCUUACCAGAUCUGCAGGACUGACAAUACAGAAUUCAUUACAUUUCA